Molecule: messenger RNA, 1986 nt
Organism: Parascedosporium putredinis
Lineage: Eukaryota; Fungi; Ascomycota; Sordariomycetes; Microascales; Microascaceae
Source: the annotation of a GenBank genome assembly
AUGCGCCUCUCCCGAAUUCAUGUUGCUGACAGCUGUUUUAGGGGCAUGGCUCCCAUUGCCCAUGUUCUUUUCGACAAGUUCAUGAAGUUCAACCCCAAGAACCCCGAGUGGCUCAACAGGGAUCGUUUCGUCCUCUCCAACGGUCACGGCUGCAUGCUUCAGUAUGCUGUCCUCCACCUCUUUGGCUAUGAUCUUAGCAUGGACGACAUCAAGAACUUCAGGAAAGUCGGCAGCAAGACUCCUGGUCACCCCGAGGCUCAGGACACCCCCGGCAUUGAGGUCACCACUGGCCCCCUUGGCCAGGGUAUCUGCAACGCCGUCGGUCUUGCCAUGGCCCAGGCCCACACUGCUGCUGUCUUCAACAAGCCCGGCUUCAACAUUGCUGACAACUACACAUACUGCUUCCUCGGCGACGGCUGCUUGAUGGAGGGUGUCUCGGGCGAGGCUUCCUCUCUUGCUGGUCACCUUCAGCUCGGCAACCUCAUUGCCGUCUGGGACGACAACCAUAUCUCUAUUGACGGUGACACCAACUGCGCCUUCACUGAGGAUGUUGUCAAGAGGUACGAGGCUUACGGCUGGCACGUCGUGACCGUCGAGGACGGCAACAAUGAUAUUGCUGGCAUGGCUGCCGCUAUCGAGAAGUGCAAGGCUGUCACCGACAAGCCCUCUCUCAUCCAGCUCAAGACCAUCAUUGGCUACGGUUCCAAGGAGGAGGGCACCCACGGUGUCCACGGUUCUCCCCUCAAGGCCGACGAUAUCAAGCAGCUCAAGGAGAAGUUCGGCUUCGAUCCCGAAAAGAGCUUCGUUGUGCCCCAGGAGGUCUAUGACUACUACGCCAGGCACGCCUCUGCCGGUGCCGCCGCUGAGGCUGAGUGGAACAAGAAGCUUGCCGAGUACGGCGAGAAGUUCCCUGCUGAGCACGCCGACCUCGUCCGCCGUCUCAAGGGCGAGCUUCCCGAGGGCUGGGAGAAGGCUCUCCCCACCUACUCGCCCUCUGACUCUGCUGUUGCGUCCCGAAAGCUCUCCGAGAUUGUGCUCUCCAAGGUCGAGUCUGUCCUUCCCGAGCUCGUUGGUGGAUCUGCCGAUCUUACCGGCUCCAACCUCACCAGGUGGAAGGGCGCUGUCGACUUCCAGAACCCUGCCACUGGCCUCGGCGACUACGCCGGUCGUUACAUCCGCUAUGGUGUCCGUGAGCACGCCAUGGGUGCCAUCAUGAACGGUCUUGCGGCCUACGGUACCAUCAUCCCCUAUGGCGGUACUUUCCUCAACUUCGUCUCCUACGCCGCCGGUGCCGUCCGUCUUUCUGCCCUCUCUCACGUCCGCCUCAUCUGGGUUGCCACCCACGACUCCAUUGGCCUUGGAGAGGACGGCCCCACCCAUCAGCCUAUCGAGACUCUUGCCCAUUUCCGUGCUCUCCCCAACUGCAUGGUCUGGCGCCCCGCUGACGGCAACGAGACUAGCGCUGCCUACAAGAUCGCUCUCACCCACAAGACCACGCCCAGCAUCAUCGCCCUCUCCCGCCAGAACCUUCCUCAGCUCCAGGGCUCCACUAUUGAGAACGCCUCCAAGGGUGGUUACGUCCUCCAGGAGGUUGAGGGUGCCCAGGUUACCCUCGUCUCUACCGGUUCCGAGGUCUCCAUCUGCGUCGAGGCCGCCAAGUACCUUGCCGAUAACCACAACGUCAAGGCCCGUAUCGUAUCUCUGCCCUGCUUCGAGGUCUUCGACAGCCAGCCCAAGGAGUACAAGCUCAGCGUCCUUCCCGACGGCAUCCCCUCUCUUUCCGUCGAGGUCAUGUCUACCAUGGGCUGGGAGAAGUACACCCACGAGCAGUUCGGUAUCAACAGGUUCGGUGCUUCCGGCCCCUACCUCGAUAAGUUCGAGUUCACCCCCGAGGGCAUUUCCAAGCGUGCCGUCGCCACCAUCGACUUCUGGAAGGGUGCUACCAUCCGGUCCCCCGUCAACAGGGCUUUUGAGCAGAUCAUCUAA